AUGUUGGGUAAAUGGGAACAAGUCAGUGAUGUAAAUGUCAACUUGUUGCAUGAAAACAUUCGUUUGAAGGAGGAAAAUUCUAAAUUGAUAAAACAAGUUGAGGCUAAAGAAUCCCUGAUAGCUGAAGAACUUGACAACCUGGUGAAGACCCAAAAUGAGCUUGCAACAACUAAACUUGUGCUUGAAAAGUUCAAUAGCACCAAAAGGAGGACAAUGUCACAAAAAGGGAAGUACACCAUCGGCCUCGGCAUCGAAGACCCACCACACCUGCAACCAGGUUCUAGAGUUGAGAUUAAACCACGUGGAUUUGGUUACCGGGGUGCAUGGUUCUCCGCCAUUAUCAUCAAGCGCGACACUCCAAUAUACUCUAACCAUUUUGUGGUCAAAUUCACCGAUCUUUACCUAGAUAAAAAUACCGGGACAAGACCCUUAAAGAAGAUGAGCAUCGUCUUUAUACGCCCUCAGCCCUCUCCACAACGUCCAAGAAAGUUCAAGAUAGGUGACAACGCGGACGCUUAUCACCUGAACGGCUGGUGGGAAGGGGUGAUUGUCGUAGAGUUGAAGGAUGACAACUAUGUUUUUUUGUUUCACAGUGAGUAUCAGUGGCCAAAGUGCUUAGUAUUUGGAGUGAGUCAAUUGAGGCUUCAUAGAACCUGGUUUGGUGGGUAUUGGAUGCCACCAGCGCUGGAAUCUGAGCUAGAUGUGGAGGAAGUACAAAGGGAAGAAGAGCCAACAAAGAUAACGAUGGAGAUGGAAGAGCUGAGUGAGGGAGCACUUGUUGAGGUGGCCAAUGAUGAAGAUGGUUUUAACCGUGCUUGGUUUGCUGCAAUUAUUGUUAAACCAGUGGGGAAUAAUAGGUACAUGAUUCAGUAUGAUACCGUGCAAACCGAAGAUAACACUGGUUUAGGGAAAGAGAUGGAUAUCGUGAAGAUUAGGCCUCGUCCACCUGAUAUUCCGGUGCCUGACCAGUUCGAAAUGCUUGAUCAAGUUGAAGCUUUGUACAAAGGUGGGUGGUGGAAGGGUGUGAUUAUUAACGUCCUUUCUAAUGAUUCUAAAUAUCAGGUCUAUUUGGCUACACAUGAAGAAAUGGAAUUUAAACACUCUAAUUUAAGGCUACACCAAGACUGGGUUCAUGGAAAAUGGACUAAACCUUCCCCAGUGAUAUGA
Messenger RNA from Gossypium raimondii (Peruvian cotton), 1167 nucleotides. Its product is annotated as protein AGENET DOMAIN (AGD)-CONTAINING P1-like. The record is from RefSeq and is a predicted model, not a curated record. NCBI's taxonomy places the organism in Eukaryota, Viridiplantae, Streptophyta, Magnoliopsida, Malvales, Malvaceae. The transcript has 4 exons. Bases 1 to 1167 code for a protein of 388 amino acids.